UAAUAAUAAUAAUAUUUAUUCGGUAAAAGUAUAUACAUAUAAAAUGAGUUACAAACAGAAUGUUAGAUUUAUAGCUAGUAUAUACUAUGCAAACCAUAUAAAAGGCUUUAGCAAAAUCCAUGUAUACAUAAUAAAAGUACUAAAUACAAAACUUCUUGUUGUUAUUUCUUGGCUGUUAUACAUUUUCAUUGUUCAGAAGUUUAUUAUUUUAUUGUCUGAAUAAACGUGCUUGAACUUGAGUGGCGUCAUACCCAACGUCUCAGGUCAGCUGUAAGCCGGUGCGGUGCAGUCAGCAGGAGCCCGGACGCCCGCACUCACCCACAGUUGCUGCUAAUCUCCAGUGCUGAAAGUAGUGUGUCUAAAUCAGCGUGUUACUGAGAUCUGUACAGGAUACAAAAUAUCGUAGUCCAUCAUUGUUGUGUUGCGUGAGGAAGGAGUGAGGAGUGGGAUCAGAGCGGGCGUGCGAGGCGGCUGAGCAGGUUCCGGGGCCACACGCGCCAUCCAACACCACCAUGAGCCACCAUCGAUCCUACUCUUGUCAUAAAUAUGGGUUGGCCGUAGUGGGAAUGGACAAUUCUCCCUUAAACCAGGCCCACCGAGAGCAGCGUCGUGCUGAGUCAUGCCAGCGUGGUGGAAGAUUGGAAGAAGCAGCUGAGUAUCAUGGUCAGGCAGCAAAGCUGCUUACUAAAGCUCUCGCUCUAACAGUUACUCCAUUGGCUCGGCAGAGUAUAACAUUACAACACGGCUAUCAUAUACGCCAACAAGAGCUACUCAGGUUCCGUAGCAAACAACUCGAGAAAUAUGUCAAGGCAAUGGAGAACCAUCGAUUAAAAAUGGGUAGUGCCAGUGGCAAUACUGGAGGAGGGUUUGUCUCUGGAAAUCGGGAAUUUGCUUCUGCCUAUCAGCAUGUGGGCAAGAAGACUCAAACCCUAUUGGUGGAGAUGACAAAGAAUACUGAAAAAUUUGAUUCACUUCUCAGUCUCUUGUUACCUGAAGAAAAUGACACUAGCGGAGGUGGUCAAACUGAAAGUAAAUGCAAGCAAAGUCCACAAGAAAAGGAAGGGGAGUUAGCAUGUGACAUGAAAGAAACAUUAAAUGCUCGAGAGAUAACAGUGAAAACUCUAGACGUGAGAGGCACAAAAUGUUCAGAAAAAGUAACGCAAACUGAAACAGCAAAGCGUGGAGAAUCUAGUAUUGGUAUAAAAAAAGAGAAGGAUGUGCUGGUUAUUGUUGAAGAACUACGGACAUUACGCGAUCACCAGGCUGACCUAAUCUCUCAGCUAAUGACAGAACUUUCAUUCAGGGAAAAAGAGAACACACUUUUAAAGAACCAAGUUUGCGAACUGCAGACUAAGUGUGAGCAGUAUGAGAGCGAGCGGCGGCGGAUGAGGGCGAUGGCUGACUCAAGCUGCUCACCUUUUGUCUUCUCUCCAUUGAGCGAGCUCUCUCCAGACCCUCCUGGUGUUCCAGAUCUCGCACCUCUUGAAAUGCCUCCACUUGAUUUCAUGGAAAAUUUUGAACAAGAUUCUUAAUAAUAGAUUGUGCUCAAAAUUAAUAAUGUAUUUUAUACUAGAGAAUGUGCAACAUAAUUUUUGUGGUAGAAAUUAAUACAUGGUCAUUUAGUUUGUUUUAACAUGCAUAUACAGUAUAAUACUAUAAUUAUACAUUAUGGUUUGUUUUUCUUAAUAGAAAGACCAAAUAUAACUUUGUUACAGUAUUUUAUUAUGAGAAUUUAUUUUGUAUUGAUUGCUAAAAUUAGUACAGAAGCCCUCUUAAAACAUUUAGUAACGGUAUUCAACAUCAAGAUAAUUAUUAAGAGAAUUUGUUGAAAGGUGAACAAGAUGUCUAGUAACAAAUGCUAAAUGUAAUACUUUAUUAGUAAUAAGAGUGAUGGAGUAUGUAGGACAUGAAGGUGACUAAGAACCAAAUGGUUCAAGCAAGAAAUAACCUGGGUAGUGGUGCAGGUAAUAUAAUAAAAUGGUGAAUUUUGAGCAAGGCCUAAGUACAAGGGCAGGAACAUACAAAAUUUCUGAGUAAAUACUGUACCUGUGCGGAGAUAAACAUUUUAAGAGGAUGUUUUGUUUAACUCGGCAUUAUAAAUGUUCACAAUGCACUUUGCUGACAAUUUCUGCUCUUCCCAUUUGUUUUAGUAAUAUCUGGUAUUAUUCAGAAAUAUCCGGUAUUGGGAUUUGGACGUAGACAUAAAUUGAUUAUGCUUACUAUAUAUUAACUGUACUCUCCUUACCACUAUCAACUGCCUCAACUAAGCUGGAGUAAAAAGAUAGAAAAUUUGUUAAACAUGAACGACCAUUUGUAAAACCAUGUUGCGAGUACUGGUUCGAUAAAAGAGUUGAUGAUUUGGUUGGAAUCGAUAAGUGCAAAUACAAUUCGUCUUCAUCUUAAGAAACAUAAAUUAAUAAUUGAAAAACCAGUUGAAAAAUACAUUGUGUAGCUUGGCUCUUGGGUUAAUUAGUCUCGUAUCUCUUGGGUGCACAGUAACGGUACAAUUGCUCUCGCUGGUGCUGUUAAAACGUACUAACUCCAUUAUACUCGCUCUUUAUCUUUUCUGCUUCCCUUACUGCUGAUUGUCAUGAUGUAUUAUGAGCACUUACAGAGAUCUCAUGAGACAAAUUAUGCCUCUACACUUAAUUUUAAAUACAGUUCAUAACAUGGUGAUCCAGCUCUUCAUACAUAGCAUGAGCUUUGAUUAAAACAUAUUGCUUUUAGAUAGUACAGCAAUUAGAACAUUUUUAAGAGAACCUUUUAUAACUUCUGAUUCUAACAUUUUUCUAAACUCGAUCAAGAGUUUUUUGAAUGUAUUAGUAAUUUUAUGGAAGUCUACUAUUCAACAUUUGUUAGUAUAAACAGACAUUUGCUUUUAGUUACUUCCCGGUUUGGUGCCUUCUUUUGGUAAUUAAUUACUUGCUUUUAGUGCAUUUUCCUAUUUUUUGCCUGCUGGAAAUGGUUUUUGGAUAUAACUUGCCUUUAUAUUAAGCAUGCCAAAAUUGGAGACAUAUUGCUUCAUGUAUUUCAUAGGCAGUGCAGUGACAUCUUGACUUUAUGAUCAGUAUGACAAUGAUUAUAAGCUGAACCUGUCCUCUUUCCAUGUGUGAACCUCAAAAAUUACAUUUGGCAGAAAAAGAAUUGUUGUCUUGACAUAUAAAAUGUUUAAUAUCCUCUUAAUGGAUUCUCUUCAUAGAAACUAAAAAACUUUUAUUUAACAUUAAAAAUGGUUCCUCCUCUUUGCUAUAUCCUAAAUUUGGCUUUCAGUUGCCAUAUAUUUACACCACUUUCUAGAAACUUGUAACAAAAUUUUGAAUGUACAGUAUUAUAUAUUUUCUUUGCUAGCACCUAUUAUUGACAUUUCUUGAAUUUUUACCUGAGAAAUUACCAGAAAAAUUCAGUUACUGUAUUUGAUUGUAUUUCCCUCCAGUUAGUAAAGCAAACUUUGAAUAUGAAUCUCCAAAAUUCUUGUGGGGAGCAACAGGGUAGUUAGAGGACUAUUCUUUAAGAGCUUGUUGUUCAGACAAUAUAUUUUCAGUUGAAAAUUCACUAGUUUUCUCUCUUACUGUUUGAAGGUGGUAAAUUUUCAGCUUGUGAAGUUUGUACAAUUCAUGCUUUGUGUGGCUAUAGUGUACAAUAUUUUAUUUGCUAUUUUUGCAAGAGAACUUUCAGAACCCUUUACUGUAUACAGUGACUGAGUAUCCAUAAACUAUAUAUUGUAGUUCUUUCUGACAAAUAGGAAAAAACUAAACAACAGUUUCCUUCCAAUCGAUGGGAAAGCAUUUUCUUUUUGCAGAAAUUUUCUCUUUCCAGAAGUGUGUGUGAACACCACAACUUUGACCCUUACCGAUGAAUUUUCAUGAUAAAAUAAUUGUUUUGCCCUAAAGUACUUUCUGCCUUUUGACCAAGAUUUCAUUAUUUGUGGAAUCAUACAUAAUGUAUGGGAAUAGUGCUAUAAUACUUUCAAGCUAGUAAAAGUAAUUUUAUUUUAGGAAGAGAGAGUUAAUGUCAUAUUGCAUAAUUAGCAUAUUAUAUUCACUGUUUAUAAUUGAUGGCAUCUCCAUAUCAUCCAUUCUCUUGUGUUAAUAAUUAUAUGUGCUGAAAAUAUUUAUGAAAAAAUUGGUAAGGAGGAUCAUUAUAUUUGUAUGCCAUCAUGUCAUGAUUUUAUCUAAAAACUGUGUGUAACUGUGUGUAAAAGGGAGUGUGCAAAUAUUAGGUUGUGUAUAGGGUAAUAAAGGCUUGGUUGUAAGAGGUGAUUAAGUUAUACUGUAUAUCAUAUUAACAAUAGCUUAUAUACACAUAGAAAUCACAAUAAGGUGAUAUCAAAUGAACAAAUCCACAAGGGCCUUGAUGAGGGUUCAAACCAACGCACAGGAUGUUCCCAGA
Molecule: messenger RNA, 4389 nt
Organism: Procambarus clarkii (red swamp crayfish)
Lineage: Eukaryota; Metazoa; Arthropoda; Malacostraca; Decapoda; Cambaridae
Product: nuclear receptor-binding factor 2
Biological process (GO): autophagy
Source: RefSeq, a predicted model, not a curated record